AUGGUUCUUCAAGAUCUCGGCCGUCGCAUCAACACGGCCGUUACAAACCUCACCAGAGAGCCCAACCUAGACGAAAAGGCUUUCGAUGGCAUGCUCAAGGAGAUUUGUUCUGCCCUUCUCGAAGCCGACGUCAACGUGCGCCUCGUCGGCCAAUUACGAAAGUCGAUCAAGAGUACCGUCAACUUCAAGGAGCUCCCGCCCGCCGUCAACAAGAAGCGCCUCAUCCAAAAGUCCGUCUUUGAUGAGCUUGUCAAACUCGUCGAUCCCCAUGCCGAACCCUUUAAGCCCAAGAAGGGCAAAUCCAACAUCAUCAUGUUUGUCGGUCUGCAGGGUGCCGGUAAAACGACGACAUGUACGAAGCUCGCACGCCACUACCAGGCCAGAGGCUUCAAGGCCUGCUUGGUGUGCGCCGAUACCUUCCGUGCCGGUGCCUUUGACCAGCUGAAGCAGAACGCGACCAAGGCGAAGAUCCCCUACUACGGCUCACUGACAGAGACGGACCCCGCGGUGGUGGCGAGAGACGGUGUCGAGAAGUUUAAGAAGGAGAAGUUUGAGAUCAUCAUUGUGGAUACAUCAGGUCGACACAGGCAAGAGGAGGCUUUGUUCCAGGAGAUGGUGGAUAUUCAGACGGCCAUCCGGCCCGACGAGACGAUCAUGGUGCUCGACGCAUCCAUCGGUCAGCAGGCCGAGUCGCAGGCCAAGGCGUUCAAGGAGGCGGCAGACUUUGGAGCCAUCAUCAUCACCAAGACGGAUGGUCACGCGGCGGGUGGUGGUGCCAUUUCCGCCGUCGCGGCAACACAUACCCCCAUCGUCUUUAUCGGUACGGGUGAGCACAUGCUCGACUUUGAGCGUUUCGCACCACAACAAUUCGUACAAAAGCUGCUUGGGAUGGGCGACAUGGCCGGACUGGUAGAGCACGUGCAAAGCUUGAAGCUGGACCAGAAGGAGACGAUAAAACACAUCACAGAAGGUAUCUUCACGGUACGCGACUUGCGGGACCAGCUCUCCAACAUUAUGAAGAUGGGUCCGUUAUCCAAGAUGGCGGGCAUGAUCCCCGGCAUGAGCGGUAUGAUGCAGGGUAUGGACGACGAAGAGGGCAGCGCCAAGCUCAAGCGCAUGAUUUACAUUUGCGACUCGAUGACGGACAAGGAGCUCGACUCGGACGGCAAGAUGUUUAUCGAGCAACCGACGCGGAUGACGAGGAUCGCCCACGGGUCGGGAACGUCGGUGCGCGAGGUGGAGGACCUGCUGACGCAGCAGCGGAUGAUGGCGGGCAUGGCCAAGAAGAUGGGCGGCAACAUGAAGAAUAUGCAGCGCGCGCAGCAGGCGAUGGGCGGCGGCAACAAGGCGCAGCAGAUGGCGGCCAUGCAGAAGCGGUUACAGAGCAUGGGCGGCGCCGGAGGCAUGGGCGGGGGCGGGAUGCCGGAUAUGGGCAGCCUCAUGAAGAUGCUGGGCGGCGGAGGCAUGGGCGGCGGCGGGAUGCCCGACAUGCAGGCCAUGAUGCAGCAGAUGGGCAUGGGCGGUAUGGGAGGAAUGCCGGGUAUGGGCGGCGGAAUGCCUGGUGCGGGCCGUGGCCGAGGACGACGUGGCUGA
Messenger RNA from Colletotrichum orchidophilum, 1593 nucleotides. RefSeq names its product signal recognition particle protein SRP54. Gene Ontology annotation, cellular component: cytosol; signal recognition particle, endoplasmic reticulum targeting. Gene Ontology annotation, biological process: SRP-dependent cotranslational protein targeting to membrane, translocation; SRP-dependent cotranslational protein targeting to membrane. The transcript has 2 exons. Gene Ontology annotation, molecular function: endoplasmic reticulum signal sequence receptor activity; 7S RNA binding; ATP hydrolysis activity. The record is from RefSeq and is a predicted model, not a curated record. The coding region runs from base 1 to 1593 and encodes 530 amino acids. NCBI's taxonomy places the organism in Eukaryota, Fungi, Ascomycota, Sordariomycetes, Glomerellales, Glomerellaceae.